ACAAACCACAGAGAGAGAGAGAGAGAGAGAGAGAGAGAGAUGCCCUUAAAUGCCCAACAAACAGGCAAAGAUGACCAACCAUGGCAAUGCUGCCUCUUUCCUCAAUUUUAUAGAUAGUCCUCCAAAACACACACACACACUCACAGUAUUUAUAUAGAGAUAGAGAGAGUGCUCUGUAUCUGUGGCCUUUGUGGUUGUGGAGGUGACCAAGGCCUAAUGUGUGUUCAGAGAGAGAGAGAGAGAGAGAGAGAGUUCUUGAGAGUCGGACUAGGAAGGAAAGAAGGAGUGGAGCGAGGAUUUGGGCGAGAAACUAGAUUCAGGAAAGUUUUCAAAUAGUUGUUUUAGAUUUGGAAUUCAAGUUUGAAUUUUGAGCAAUGGGUUUUGUUUUCUUCGUAUUUUUAUUCAUCUGAUCCAUCUCUCCGACAAACAAACAACUGGGUUUGAGAAAAAUCCGAUGCUCACAGAUCACCCUCUAUAUAUAUAUAUAUAUGUAUGUAUGUACACAAUCUUUGCUGAAUUAUGGUGGGCCUUCUCUUGUUUCCACAUAACUUGCCGAUCUUGACUCCAUGACCUGCGAGAUUUUGUGUAAUCUACAGAUGGCGAUGGGGGUUCCUCUUGACUUGGGUUCUCUUGAUCCCUCUAGAUUUUGCUUCUGGCUUCUCCUUCCCCACCAAAACCCUCAUAUUUUCUGUCUUUAGAUUUUGGGUAUCCCAAAAUUAUGCUGAUUUGUUGGAUGAUCAGUUUCUGUACGCAACCCAUUUGAUUAAUUGUCUGUAAGUAGAUAGCAGAGACCAGGAAUGGCUCAAGAAGAACAUACCCAGAGGUGUAGCAACAGUAGCAGUGGCGGUGGCUGCGGAGGUGGUGGUGGUGGUGGCAGUGGUGGUAGUAAUGGUGGUGGUAGCAGUUGUAGAUCUUCAAAAAAAUUGAAGCAAAAAAAAGUCCCACAAAGAGGACUAGGUGUUGCCCAGCUUGAGAAGAUCAGAUUGGAGGAACAACAAAAGAAAGAUGCUACUAUACAAGCAGUUCAAUGUGCUACCAAUUUUAGGCAUAACCCAUCACCCUCUUUGAUCCCUUUGCCUCCCCCAUCGCCAUCUGAUCUCGCUUCGCCGAAUUCGAUUUUUAGACCCAACUCUUCAAUCCCUAGCAUAGAUGUUCUGCAUCCAAAUUCUGUUCCAUUCUCAAAACCUUCAUCAAAUGGGAGUGGAGGGGAGAUGAUGGGGUGGCCGACGAUUCCGGGUCCAGGGGAGGGUAAUUGGCCUAAGUUGUGGAAUGGUGAUUGCAAUCUUGAAGGAGAGAAUCACCAUAGAUUUGCAUUUAUGUCAAAUUUGAAUUUACCCUAUGAAUCUAACCCCAUUUGUCCUCCCCAAAAUGUGAUGCAAAGGACACAGCAAUUUCAGCAGCAACCUUCUUCAUCAAUGGUGAAUGUCUCAUCAGAGACUUCAUCACUAUCUGUAAUGAGUUAUCAUCAGAUGGAGCCCCCUUCAAACCAAAGCUUUUAUGGCAACAAUUACAUACCACCUAUGUGGCCAGAGGAGGAGAAGAUGGUUGGCAUGAAGAGGCCAUAUCCCUUCUCUCUGGACAAUCCACCAGGGCCCUCUUUCCCCUGCAAAUUUCCUGCUACUUAUUUUCCUCCCAUUACCAGAUUCAAUGAUCAAUAUGUUUCUUGUGUCAAUGGAAGCACAGUUAAUGUUGAACCCAUCAACCCAAUUUUCAGAGAAUGCCCUUGGAGCUCAACUGUCUUGGCUGAGCUGAAUCCAAAGAAAGUUUCAAAAGAAAAUGGGGAUUUGAAUGGAGAUUUUCUCACAUUGGCCCCUCCUACAACAGCUCUGCUUCCACAUCCUAGUUCAAAGUACAAGCACCCUUCUGUGUAUCUGACCCAACAUGUCCAAGAAUUACCAGAAUUUGAAACUCUGACAUUUCAAGGAUGUGUCAGAAACCCAAUUCACCGGCCAGGGCCUAGUGGAUCUACCCAACAGCAGCCUCCUUUCUACAGCUUCUUUCCAUCGGCAAAGGCACAAAUUAGCCAAGCAACCACCACUGUUGGCAGCUGCAGUGGUGAAGUAGGAGAAAAUGUUGACCUAAAUCUCAAGUUAUAGAAGGUUUUUAUAGCCCAUUUCCUAUGAUGUUUUGGCAAGCCAAGUUGUAUUCCUCUCAGAACGGCUAAAGCCAGCACGGCCCAAGAUUUUUUUGAGUUCAGAUUAAACAUUAAAAUGAAGCCUUAUUUUAUAUAUUAAGCCUUAAAAAAAAUUGAGCUUUCGGCAAUAAAAAGUUCUGAGAUUUUCUUUGUA
Molecule: messenger RNA, 2288 nt
Organism: Camellia sinensis
Lineage: Eukaryota; Viridiplantae; Streptophyta; Magnoliopsida; Ericales; Theaceae
Molecular function (GO): DNA-binding transcription factor activity
Source: RefSeq, a predicted model, not a curated record